CACGAAGGGAAGCGCAGCGCAGCGCCCCUCUCCUACCUCCACCGCUCAGAGCCCAGAACCCUCCUGCUCCUCCUCCGGCGGCGACAGCGGCGGGCGGCGGAGACGAGCACGUGGAGCUAAGUCGUCACGGCGCACUAGCCACCCCUGCGUCGGCAACUUCACCAGCCCCCACUAGCUCAACCUCGCCGUGGCGUACGCACCCGCACAACCCCUCCCUCCCCUCCCUCCCCCCGAAUCCCCAGUCUAGGAGGGUUCAGCUCCCGCCCGGCUCCGCGUAUUAAUUCCUGCUACUCAGCUCGGCCUCGACCCUUCUGCGUUCGAAUUCCCGGGGCCCUAGGGUUCUGCUCCCGGCUAGAGCCGGGUGCCUGAUUCAUUCCUCUUCGUCCAGUCGUUUUUUCUGAUUCGCUUUCUGAGAGGAUCUGAGGUUAUGAGUGCAGGUGCACAGCAUUCGAUUCCUGAAAGUUCUUCUGCAGUCCGAUUCCACCUUCCAGUCUGGUUCGGAGAUACCUAUACCUAUAUAUAUCGUACACACAAUUGAGGUUAAGUAUCCCCUGCGAAAAUCAAUGGAGAAAGCUUCUGUUUCGGAUGAUUCUUCAGAUUCGAGCACUGAUUGUGAUUGGUCCCAGCUUCAGGCUGACCUGCUCCUCCAGAUCUUUGGCACUCUCGAGAUCCCUGAUCUCUUCAGCUCAGGUGCGGUCUGUCGAUCAUGGCACCUCAUUUAUCUGGAGGCCCGCCGUCUCCGGCGGUGCUUGCCGAACCAGAGCCCCUGCCUUGUUUACUCAUCCGGCGACCGUGACGCUAACACGGCCACCCUGCAUAACAUGUCCACCAACAAGCUUUACCACAUCACUCUAUCGGAGCCUGCCUUCCGCACACGCCACGUCAUGGGCUCCUCCUAUGGCUGGCUCAUCACCGCCGAUGAGCGGUCGAAUCUCAUACUAGUCAACCCUGUAACCAGAGCUCAGAUAGCUAUGCCUCCCCCUGAAACCAUGAACAAUGUUAGACUGCGCUACACCGAAGACGGUGUGCUAGACGGAUAUGAUGUUCUUUACAUGGAUCUGUUCUCUCGGGAUUUUGACACUGAAAUGGAGCCGUACCAUCUUACACUUGAAGAAGCCCGCUUCUACCUCUAUGCGAGGGUCGUUCUUUCUUGUGAUCCCUCCCAUGGAAACUGCACAGUUCUCGUAGUACAAUUGCCAAAGGAUCAACUCUCUUAUACUAGGGUUGGGGACACCAAAUGGACUUGGAUUGAUGCAAAUCCAAAUUGUUGGGCUUAUCAACAUAUACUUUAUAACAACAAUGAUGGUUUGUUUUAUGGUGUUCGUGGUAUGGGUGAGGUUGAUUCUAUUGAUCUUAAUGAACCUUCCGCUGAAGUUAAAGUUAUUUUGAAGCCGAUCAUAUCCUAUCAAGCGCAUAGUAGAUAUAUUGUUCAAGCCCCAUGGGGAGAUUUUUUCCAGAUAUGGAGGCAUGAUAAAUAUAAUAAGGAGAAUGGAAUAACAGAGCGGGUUGCAGACAAGUUUUAUGUGUACAAGAUUGAUUUUGUUAAACAAAAGCUCGUUGAAACAAAUAACAUCCAAGAUCACGCAAUUUUCAUUGGUUACAACAGCUCAUUUAUGCUUCCAGUGAAAGACUUUUCUACAUUGAUUCCCAACAGCAUCUACCACACGGAUGACUUGCUGGAUUAUAUCUUCUGUCAAAGAUCUAGUCUUAGGCAGGCUGUUGUCUUUAAUAUGAAAGAUAGCAGUUUCAUUGAGUUAUCGCCCCCUAGUUCAGAUUCAACAUUGAACUGGCCACCCUCGGUUUGGAUUCAACCAUCACUUACUUGAGAUUAUUCUUGCAAAUAUCCGACGAAUGGAACACUGUUUAUCAAGGCCUUCAAAUAUAGAGGCCCUACUUGGAAUUAGCUGCCUAAAUAGCACAUAACUGACUCAUGCCUAUUUUAAGGUCCUGCCAGUAAUAAACCAGCCUGUUUUGAAGGUCCUGCUCAGCAAUUAUGAAACGAAUCAUUUGUGUUCUAUGUAUUUUCAUCUUGCUACUUUUUAAAAAUGAUCUAACAUGUUAUUCGAAAGAAUUAUUAGCUUUGCAUGCCUAGAUGCUGAUACUCACUAUGUGUUGUCUCUGCUUAAGGGCCUUAAAAGCGCUUGAGUGUCCUGGCAAGUUUGGAACUUAUUGUGCACUUUGUUCAGGAGAUAUUACAGGCCAGUUAAGAAGACAUGUCAAUGGGAAAAUAUUCAGUUGUAGCUUUGUACCAUUUUACUUUGAAAUAUAAUGGAUUUUGUUCUGAAUUUCUGAUGUGUCAUUUCUACUGGCUGCUGCGACAGGCACCAGAGCAUUCACAUCUUGGAAAACAAACUUGUCUUGAGAAGGUGCAUCCCUUGAUCAUCAGUUCAUCACAACAGUUCAAAUAACAAGAUUAGUGCCUCUGCUGCGUCUAUUGUUUUAGUUGGUUCAAGUGAGGAACCCGGGAUAUCAAUAACUGUUCGUCAGGCAAGUGUAAGGAAACAUUUCGUUUGGUGUACCACCCAUGCCGAUGAAUAUCUUUAAUUUAUGCAGACAGUUUGACCACUGCUAGUCCACUGUUUCAGCAAAGGUUUAUUGCUGAUGGAAUUGAAACUUUGGUCAGGAUAGGUAUCCCAGUCAACGCUGCUAUCUCCUUGUGGUGGAACUGUUUGUUCUUUGGUCGGUACCUGACCUUGUUCAUUAUAGGUGCACCUGUUUUAGAAAAUUUUGCCGUCAAGCAAAUGUUUCCCUUGCUUAGGAUUCUUGUUAUAUUCUCAUGUAUCGACUCUUCCAAGAUGAGUAAUCCAGAGCCACGACAUAGUUGGAACUUC
Messenger RNA from Triticum aestivum (bread wheat), 2831 nucleotides. RefSeq names its product F-box only protein 7. The transcript is spliced from 2 exons. Gene Ontology annotation, molecular function: protein binding. The coding region runs from base 564 to 1826 and encodes 420 amino acids. The record is from RefSeq and is a predicted model, not a curated record. Lineage: Eukaryota; Viridiplantae; Streptophyta; Magnoliopsida; Poales; Poaceae.